Gossypium arboreum is the source of this 2133-nucleotide messenger RNA. RefSeq names its product WEB family protein At5g55860. The transcript is spliced from 2 exons. Lineage: Eukaryota; Viridiplantae; Streptophyta; Magnoliopsida; Malvales; Malvaceae. Bases 139 to 1992 code for a protein of 617 amino acids. The record is from RefSeq and is a predicted model, not a curated record.
UUCUAUCGACACGUCGAAGCGGAGAUUUGUACUAGUGCCGAACAAUCAGUAGGCCAUAUAGGAGAAACACAGUUUGUUUAAGAGUAUAGUUUCCUUUAUCUGAUUCAUGCCAGAGAGAGAAUAAACAAGCAAAACGCAAUGGUCGCAAUGGGACGCUCAAGUGCCACCGUCUCUCCAAAAGUGCAGGUCGGGGAAGUAGACACGAGUGCACCUUUUACAACAGUUAAAGAUGCCGUCACUCGUUUCAGUGAAGCUACUUUCUCUGGGGAAAAACCCACCAUGAAAGCAGCAAAAGCUCGCCCUGCAGAGAGAGUGUUGGCAAAAGAGACUCAGCUUCACCUGGCUCAAAACGUAUUGAACAAAUUUAAGGGGCGCCUCGAAAAUGCCGAGACAACUAAGUCUCAAGCACUCGAAGAUCUCGAAAGGGCUAAAACAACGGUCGAGGAACUGACUCACAAACUCAAAACUGCCAACGAAGCAAAGAAUUCUGUGAUCAAGGCUACAGAAGCUGCAAAGGAUCAGGCAAAGCAGUUUGAAGAAACAAAUUCCGGUGAUCUCCCUGGAACCAAUGGUGCUAGGAGCCAAGACUUGGGGACUGCGAAUGAACAAUACACAACCGUGAUUACCGAACUUUAUGCUGCAAAACAAGAACUGAGCAAGGCUCGCAAGCAACGUGAUGCAUCCUUAGAAGCAAAAAUUGCUGCUUUCAACCAAGCAGGAGAAGCUGAACACGCAGUUAAAGUUAACAUUGAAAAGGUUGGAGCACUCUCCAGGGAGAUUUCAGCUGUACAGGAAUCGAUCGGAAAUGUUAAGCUUGCAUCUCUUGAAAUACAGAAAGAACAAGCUAAACUAUAUGCCGAAAAAGAUACCCAGAGGCAAUUAUAUAAAGCUAAAAUUGAAGAGUCCACAAAGAGGUUGCUUGCUUUAAAGAACGAAUCUGACAUUGAACUUGCAAGAAAUCUUGAGGCAAAACUGUGCAAAACUGUCAAUCAGAUUGCGGAUUUGCAGAAGCAGAUUAAAUAUGCAAAGGCUUCCGAUCUGGAGUCCGUGCAAGCUGUUACUUCAGAGCUCGAUGGUGUUAAAGGAUCACAGCAAAAAGUCAUUAACAAGGAAAACUUGUUGAGGAAUUUGGUGGAGUCUCUUAAGGUCGAACUAGAGAAUGUGAAGAAAGAGCAUUCGGAACUGAAGGAGAAGGAAGCGGAAACAGAGUCCAUUGCAGGGAAUCUGCAUGUCAAGCUUCGAAGAAGUAAAUAUGAUUUUGAUGUUUUCCUUGCAGAGGAAUCCAAAACAAGAGGAGCCUACGAAGAAAUGAUUUCAACCCUCCAACAGCUAUCCGUUGAAACGGAAGGCGCACAACGAGAAGCAGAAGAGAUGAAGAAGGAAACUGAGAAGUUGAAGUUGGAAGCUGAAGCCUCGAGAGUUAGGCUCAAGGAAGCAGAUAAGAAGUUGAGAAAUGUUUCUGAAGAAAAUGAAGCUGCAAAAGAAGCUGAGACACGGGCACUUGAUCAGAUAAAGAUGCUCUCCGAAAGAAUAAAUGCUGCCCGUGCUUCAACCCCAGAAUGUGGAGCUGAUAUCACCAUCUCUGGGGAAGAAUUCGAGUCUUUGAGCCAUAAGGCUGAGGAGUCGAAUAAUAUAGCUGAAAUGAAAGUAAAGGCUGCCAUGGCUCGGGUAGAAGCAGUGAAGGCUAGUGAAAAUGAGGCUCUCAAGAGGAUUGAGGCGAUUCAGAAAGAGAUUGAAGACAUGAAGGCCGCAACCAUGGAUGCUUUGAAGAGGGCAGAGGUCGCUGAAGCAGCAAAGAUGGCGGUGGAAGGAGAGCUCCAAAGAUGGCGUGAAAGGGAACAGAAGAAAGCAGCCAAAGCAGCAGCACAGAUUCUACCAGAAUCAUCCUCACGGCAUGGCAGAAAACAAAAACAGAACGCAUCGGAUAGAAUUGUUCAGGUUCAAAAGUUAGAAAAAUCGAAGUCAUCUCGAAAAAGCCAGUCAGUAUAUUGAAUCAAAGAAACAACCAAAUCGACAGCGGAUCUCCAACAUAUUGGUCUGGUGAGAAGUCUGUGAACAUUGCAGUCAACCAGAUCUACAUCAAUAGAUCGGUUCGGCUAAAAAUAUCAGAAAUGACACUGAUUAGUUUAUUGA